Molecule: messenger RNA, 1487 nt
Organism: Gambusia affinis (western mosquitofish)
Lineage: Eukaryota; Metazoa; Chordata; Actinopteri; Cyprinodontiformes; Poeciliidae
Product: macrophage mannose receptor 1-like
Exons: 3
Coding region: 1-792 (263 amino acids)
Source: RefSeq, a predicted model, not a curated record
AUGGAGAGGAACGGCUGCUCUGCGCUCGCGCUUCUCCUCCUCCUUAGCGUUGUGGCCUGGACGGAAGCCGAGGUUGAAAAAACUAUUUUCUUUCCUUCUCAGAAGCUGACAUGGGAGAAAGCAAGACAGUACUGCCAGAAGCACCAUAUAGACUUGGUCACCUGGGACACGGUGGACCCAAACCUGCUGACGACGUGGCUGCUGGAAGAAGGCUUCAUUAAUGUCUGGAUUGGUUUACACAGGGAUCCUGAGGAGUCAUUGGUCUGGAGGUGGAUCAAUGUGAAAACUGGUAUAGGCUUGACUGGUGAUGACGUCUCUCGCAGCAGGAACUGGGGUUUGGCCCAGGCAAUCGGCGCCAGCUGUGGCUCCUACAACAGCCUCACCAAAACGUGGGAAAGCUCCCUCUGCUCUUUGGAGAAGCCCUUCGUCUGCUACGCUGACAACCUGGUUGUAGUGACUGAGAACAAAACAUGGGAGGAUGCUCUGAAUCACUGCAGGGAAAUGACAAACAAGUCCUUCAAAUUCGACCUCCUGAGCGUCACCAACUCGUCUGACUACGGCUACGUCAGCGAUCGGCUCUACAGAGCCACCACCGACGAGGUUUGGACAGGACUGCGUUUCCUGGGAGGGGAGUGGUGGUGGUCCGACGGAGAGUCGUUGGACCACCAGGAGAUGCUGCCGGACUGUCCGAGCCAGUGGCAACACUGUGGGACCGUCUCCAAGAAUAACACAACUAACUGGACCCGCAGGGACUGCUCAGAAAGAAGAAACUUCAUCUGCUCUUAUGAAUAAGUAGUAAAUCAAGUAGUAAAUCGGGAUGAAAGUGUGCUAUUUGAUUAGGUCCAUGCUUGCUUUCUGCACACGCAGGCUUUUGUUCCGAUAGACGAAUCGUAUUUAUUAGAAAAGUUCAGGAAUGUCCAAAAUGACAUUUUCUUAACUCACACAGGGAGAUCAGAGAGGUUAUAUCACCUGCAUGUACUUAGGGGUGAGAAGCAUUAUUUGGAUGAACAUUCAUUGGGAGCAAGCUUGACUUAUGUCAUCAACUGUGACCCGUUGGUUUCUUUCAUGCGGCUGCACUGGGGCACAGUGGGUAAGACUUUCUGCAACAAUAACUUUUCAUGUUCUUCCAGCAGGCGUCCUCAAAGGACACUCUGAUAUGGGCAUGUUGGGUGACUUGGUCUCUCUAGAGUGAGCGUGGCUGUUUCUAUUGUGUGCAGAUUUCAGCUUUAUUAAAUACAACUCAGUUAAGUUUCAUUUAGUUUGGCUACACUGAAUCAAAACUUGUUGAGUUCAUCUGAACUGAACUGACUCAGUCUGAUUUGAACUGGACUGAAUUAAUGAAAGUUAUAUAUAUAAAAAUGACCUGAAGGGAAAUGAUUUGAAUAGAACUGGACUGAAAUCAACAGAGUUUAUUUGAUUUCAAUCUAACGAAAUUAAAAUUGUGUGAAUGAACGUUUAGCAUUAAACUAAAGUUUGCAACUUGGUCU